This is a messenger RNA of Grosmannia clavigera kw1407, 570 nucleotides long. RefSeq names its product small monomeric GTPase. The coding region runs from base 1 to 570 and encodes 189 amino acids. The transcript is spliced from 6 exons. Gene Ontology annotation, biological process: endoplasmic reticulum to Golgi vesicle-mediated transport; vesicle organization; intracellular protein transport. Gene Ontology annotation, cellular component: endoplasmic reticulum exit site; COPII vesicle coat. Gene Ontology annotation, molecular function: GTP binding; GTPase activity. The record is from RefSeq and is a predicted model, not a curated record. NCBI's taxonomy places the organism in Eukaryota, Fungi, Ascomycota, Sordariomycetes, Ophiostomatales, Ophiostomataceae.
AUGUGGAUUGUCAACUGGUUCUACGACGUCUUGUCGUCGCUUGGCCUGCUGAACAAGCACGCCAAGCUGCUCUUCCUAGGCCUCGACAAUGCUGGAAAGACGACUCUGCUGCACAUGCUCAAGAACGACCGUGUAGCGAUUCUGCAGCCGACACUCCACCCAACUUCCGAGGAACUAGCCAUUGGCAAUGUGCGGUUUACCACCUUUGAUCUAGGUGGCCAUCAGCAGGCCCGCCGCCUGUGGAAGGACUACUUCCCCGAGGUCAACGGCAUUGUCUUCCUCGUCGACGCCAAGGACCUCGAGCGGUUCCCCGAGGCCAAGGCCGAGCUGGAUGCCCUGCUGUCGAUGGAGGAGCUGUCCAAGGUGCCGUUUGUGAUUCUCGGCAACAAGAUCGACCACCCGGACGCCGUCUCGGAGGACGAGCUGCGCCAUCAGCUGGGCCUGUACCAGACGACGGGCAAGAGCAAGGCGUCGCUCGAGGGCAUCCGGCCCAUUGAGCUGUUCAUGUGCUCGGUGGUGAUGCGGCAAGGCUACGGCGACGCCAUCCGAUGGCUGUCGCAAUACGUGUAA